AUCCUGAGUGACACUAUAAAAAGAUGAAAACCAUGGCUUCAGCUGGCUUGAUAGUUGGCACUCUGGGCACGAGGGAGCAGCAAGACUAUGUCUCCUAAGAAAGCAAAAAAGAAGGCAGAUGGAGGUUCAAAUGUUUUCUCCAUGUUCGAUCAAAGUCAAAUACAGGAAUUUAAGGAGGCCUUCACCAUUAUGGACCAGAACAGAGAUGGCUUCAUUGAUAAAGGAGACCUGAGAGACACAUUCGCUGCUCUGGGGAGGAUCAAUGUGAAAUCUGAAGAGCUUGAUGACAUGGUUAAGGAAGCACCAGGGCCUAUCAACUUCACUAUCUUUCUUACAAUGUUUGGAGAAAAACUGAAAGGCACAGACCCAGAAGAAACUAUUCUAAAUGCUUUCAAGAUUUUUGAUCCUGAUGCAAAAGGCCAUAUAAAAGCAGAUUACAUCAGGGAAAUGCUAACAACUCAAGCGGACAGAUUCAGCCAAGAAGAGAUCAGCCAGAUGUUCCAUGCCUUCCCCCCAGAUGUUGCUGGGAACUUGGAUUACAAGAAUCUAUGUUAUGUUAUCACCCAUGGUGAAGAGAAGGACCAGGAGUAAGAUGACACAAUUAAAGACAGAGCUUCUACAACGGGAACAACAUUUCAACAUGUUGCCUAAUUUACUGUGAUGAUCAAAGUGCCUAAAUUGUUUUUAACUGUCUCAGUAAUAAAAACAACUAUUCACUGCCA
Messenger RNA from Rana temporaria (common frog), 722 nucleotides. It is a transcript of the gene MYL10, whose product is annotated as myosin light chain 10. Gene Ontology annotation, molecular function: calcium ion binding. The coding region runs from base 88 to 591 and encodes 167 amino acids. The transcript has 7 exons. Lineage: Eukaryota; Metazoa; Chordata; Amphibia; Anura; Ranidae. The record is from RefSeq and is a predicted model, not a curated record. Gene Ontology annotation, cellular component: mitochondrion; cytoplasm.